Molecule: messenger RNA, 2905 nt
Organism: Dicentrarchus labrax (European seabass)
Lineage: Eukaryota; Metazoa; Chordata; Actinopteri; Moronidae
Gene: idua
Product: alpha-L-iduronidase
Biological process (GO): carbohydrate metabolic process
Molecular function (GO): L-iduronidase activity
Source: RefSeq, a predicted model, not a curated record
CGCGCUCAGCUGACCGCGGCGCGCUCCCGGAGCAGAGUGUAUUGUCUUUAAAGUGAGUUCAGUUCAAACACAGCUCACCUGUGAGGCCAUGCUGUGCAGACAUGCAGUGGGAAAGUGUCUCCGUGUUGUUCUGUCUCCUCAACUUCACCCGAACUUCUUCAGAGGGACAUUUGAUCCGCGUGGAUGUUCGCAGAGCGGCGGGAGAGCUGCGACACUUCUGGAGGAGCUCCGGGUUCUGCCCCCCGCUCCCUCACACCCAGGCCCACCAGUUUGACCUGAGUCUGGACCAGCAGCUGAACCUGGCCUAUGUGGGCUCAGUCCCCCACGGAGGGAUCCAGCAGGUCCGGAUCCACUGGAUGCUGGAGCUGGUCUCUGCACAAGACGUUGGAGGACGACCUCAGUACGACUUCACUAAACUGGACCAGCUGAUAGAACUGUUGAGGGUUAACGGACUCCGACCAGGUUUUGAACUGAUGGGCAGCGUCUCCAACUACUUCACUGACUUUGAGGACAAAUCACAAGUGAUGGAGUGGAGAAAUCUGGUUUAUCUCACAGCCAAGAGAUACAUCGAUAAAUACGGCCUGGGAAGUGUUUCUCAGUGGAACUUUGAGACCUGGAAUGAGCCCAACAACCACGACUUUGACAACGUCUCCGUGUCAAUUCAAGGGUUUCUGAACUACUACGAUGCCUGUUCGGAGGGUCUGCUCGCUGCCAGCAGUCUCCUGAGGUUCGGGGGUCCGGGAGACUCGUGUCAUUCUCCCCACUCACCGUACUGCUGGGCCAUGCUGCAGCACUGCUACAACGGCACCAACUACUUCACCGGAGAGACCGGGGUCAGGAUCGACUACAUCGCCCUGCACAAGAAGGGGGGAGGCUACUCGUUGCCCAUCCUCCAGCAGGAGGUCCAGACGGUGGGAGAGAUCCAGGAGCGGUUCCCCCGGUUCCGCAGCCUCCCGGUGUUCAACGAUGAGGCCGAUCCGCUGGUGGGCUGGUCCAGGCCUCAGGAGUGGAGGGCGGAUGUGACCUACGCUGCCAUGGUGGUGAAGGUCAUAAACCAGCACCAGAACCUGCUGCUGGCCGACCCGAACAGCACCAUCAACUACACCCUGCUGAGCAACGACAACGCCUUCCUCAGCUACCACCCUCACCCGUUCACCCAGCGCACCCUGACCGCCCGCUUCCAGGUCAACAACACCCAGCCGCCUCACGUGCAGCUCAUCAGGAAGCCCGUCCUCACCGUCAUGGGCCUGCUGGCUUUACUGGGAGAGACCCAGGUCCUGGCUCAGGUUGUGAACUCGGCAGGAACCGACAACAGCACGGUGGGAGUUCUCGCCAGCAGCCACGAGCCCGUAGCGGCGAGCGGCUCGGACAGCUGGCAGGCCGCGGUGCUGGUCUACAACAGCGACGACAACCGCACCUCCACCGGCGCCGAUGAUGUCACCGUGUCUCUGAACGGACUGGCUGAGCUGAAAGGUCUCGUGUAUGUGACGUAUUACAUCGACAACAAUGUGACCAACCCGUACGAGCUGUGGCGGAGCUUCGGCAGCCCAGACUACCCAACGGCACAGCAGUUCAGACUCCUCAGGAGUGUGCAGGACCCUCAGGUUGACGGACCCUGGGACGUUCCUGAAGGGGACACUCUGACACUGAAAGCCAGACUGUCUGUGCCGUCCGUCCUCCUUGUCCAUGUGUGUGCUCAACCCAAAGCUGCACCAGACCAGGUUAAUGGAUUACGCUUCAUCAGGAUCACCAAAGGCCAAGUCCUGAUUGUCUGGUCGGACCACUGCGUUGAUUCCAAAUGCAUUAAGACGUUCGAGGUGGAAUUCUCCUCGGAGCAGAAGGAAUUCAGCAGAAUCAACACUCAGGACUCCAUCUUUACGUCUCACGUUUAUUCACCGGUGGACCAGGAGGUCAGCGGGGUGUACAGAGUUCGAGCUGUGGACUACUGGGGCAGACCCGGGUCCUACUCGCUGCCAGAGAGGUAUUCAGAGGAGCACUAGAACAAGGUCAAGUGUGUUCACUGUGUGUGAAUCAUUUUGUACAAUCUGAAUAUUUUACAGAGAUCAAUGUGCUGAUUAUAUAUUUUAAGGUCAUUAGUGAUGAAUUAAGUGCUGUUUGAUUCAUUAUAAACAUACAUUUAUUAUUUAUGCUCUCACAUUUCUGAUGUAUAGUUGUGGUUGGAAUUUCAGAUUCAUUUCAUUUUGAUUUUCUUCACUUACAGUAUUGGAUAAAAGUGUCUGAAUUCAGUAAUCAGCAGCUCAGGUGAGUUCAUUUCUGAAGCUGCUGUAGAUUCAUUGACUUAUGGAGAGUCGUCAUUAACUGACCUCACUGUUACAGAAACUGUUCAAUCUAAUGGUGCAUUCAUUAAUAAUCUGUUGUUAUCUGAACAGCCCUCGUAGAUUUUGGUCACUUUAUUGAACUGAAAUCUUACAAUAAGACACAAUUUCUUCAAACAGCCUGAUAACAAUAAGUGACUUUGUCUUAAAUUAAAGCACCAGAAGCUUCUUAUUUUUAUCUUAUUUUUUAUUAAAACAAUGAAAAACUAAACAGCUGCUUCAUUUCCAACACUGGGUUAGAGUGUUGUGCAAGUGCUCUUACUUUGAAAAUAAGGACAAUAAUCUUGUUCCUCUGCUGGGAUAUUAUGCAAACCGUUACUGGUUCAAUCGAGCUCAAUAUUAGCUGUAAUAAAGUUUGGUUAGGUAAAGUUAGAUAUAUUUUAUUAAAACCAAAUUCCUUUAUUAUGCAAAACAUUCUCAACACGAUUACUUUCCAUUUCCCAGAAACAAGGCUUUUCUUCUUUGCAGUGAUCUGAUUUUAAAUGUGUUUUAUUUUUUAUACUGUCUCAGAUCUUUGAACUAUUGUUUUUGUAUGUUUGUGGGUUAAAGUAAAAGUUGGACCAGUCUAA